CUAAUCAAUAAAUACUAAAAGGAAGGAAUAAAGAUAUUCUUUCUCUUCGCAGUUAUGUUCUGGAGUUCAUAGAGAUAUGAUCUGCAUUGAGACCCAAUAUUUCAGUCUUAACAGGAUUCUUCUGCUCGUUAUGGGUUUGUGGCCCUAUAAACAAUCAAAACUCGUCCGUCUUCACUUCAUCUUUUUCCUCAGUAUUUUGACAAGCGCUAUUUUGUUUCAAUUUACUUCAUUUUUGACUGUUAAAUAUACUUCCGACCUUGCCAUUAAGGUUUUUUCUACUACACUUUUCUUUAUUUUAUUUCUAAUCAAAUACAUCGCAUUUGCUGUUAAUAUUGAAAACAUGAAAGAUUUACUGACGCAACUUCAAUAUACAUACAAUGGUCUAAGAGAUAAAUAUGAAAACAUUAUUAUAGAAAAGUAUAGUGACAACGGCAAAUGGUACACGAUUACACUCAUUAGUAAGACAAAUUUUUAA
This is a messenger RNA of Temnothorax curvispinosus, 475 nucleotides long. RefSeq lists its product as uncharacterized. Lineage: Eukaryota; Metazoa; Arthropoda; Insecta; Hymenoptera; Formicidae. The record is from RefSeq and is a predicted model, not a curated record. The coding region runs from base 77 to 475 and encodes 132 amino acids. The transcript has 3 exons.